AUGUCCCAAAUCUGGCUCGUCUUGGCUCUCACUAACAAGCUUGCAGGUAUCGUCCUCGGCCAGUCACAACAGAUGGUCAACCCAAGACACCACCAACUGUCAAAACCGUUCAAAUGCCCCGGUUCCGCGACGUACAAACGAGUAUCCGAGAAGCCAACAAGGAAGCGACGAAAGGUCAAUUAUGCAGAUGCGGAUGGCAGUACGGAAGAUGGUGGCGAGAAGCCGUACACAAAUGAGGACCGACUUGCCAUAGAAACGCGAGAAGUGAAUAAGUUCCCCGUCUUUAAACCCAAGGACAAGGACGCGGCUUUCCGACAGAGGUUUCGCAUCCCUUUCCUCAAAAAAGAUACAGGUGAAUACAAUGCUGGUCGGGCGGCACCAAUUUUGGGCAUGAGACAGGGCACAACGUUUAUUGUCAAGCCACUUCAUGAUCCGAGCGGAGAGCUAGCCAUCGUUCUCUAUGACCCGACUAUUGAUGAUAUCGCGGAGGAGCCUGAGGCGAAUAAUCCGGACACGCCGAAAGAAGACGAAGAAAAGCUGGACGAACCGCUGGUACAUAAGAGUUUGGCAGAUAUUCUUGGAUUGAAGAAACAAGUGGAAGAGCGACCGAAGGUACCCGUGGUCAUAGAUCCCAGAUUAGCCAAGGUUCUUCGACCGCAUCAAGUGGAGGGAGUGAAGGUAUUUAUCAUCAAGACACCAUCGGACGUCGGUGCGCUGUUUAUGUAUCGAUGUACAACUGGAAUGAUUGAGAAGAAUGCCAAUGGCUGUAUCAUGGCCGACGGUAUGGGAUUGGGGAAAACGCUCCAAUGUAUUGCCUUGAUGUGGACAUUACUCAAACAAGAUCAAGAAGCUGGCAAAACAACCAUUCAAAAAUGUGUGAUUGCUUGUCCGUCAAGUUUGGUAGGAAACUGGGCAAAUGAAUUAGGGAAAUGGCUUGGAAAGGACGCAACGACUCCAUUUGCUAUCGACGGGAAAGCCUCCAAAGCCGAGCUUAUUAUUCAGAUGAAGCAGUGGGCAAUGGCAAGUGGUCGUGGUGUCGUGCGACCCGUUCUAAUCGUAUCUUAUGAAACGCUUCGACUGUACGUGGAUGUAUUGAAGGAUACGACAAUUGGACUUCUUCUAUGUGACGAAGGCCACCGACUUAAGAAUAAGGACAGUUUGACUUGGAUUGCCUUGAACAGUCUUAAUGUCAGCAGACGUGUUAUUCUUUCUGGUACACCGAUUCAAAACGACUUGUCAGAAUACUUUGCUCUACUACACUUUGCGAACCCGAAUCUACUGGGAUCUCAGGCCGAUUUUCGCAAGAGGUUUGAGAUACCAAUUUUACGUGGACGAGAUGCCGCAGGAACUGAAGAAGCUCGAAAACUUGGCGAUGAGCGCCUUACAGAACUAUCCGGUAUUGUCAACAAGUUCAUUAUUCGUCGAAGCAAUGACCUUCUAUCCAAAUACCUGCCUCUUAAAUAUGAGCAUGUCGUCUUCUGCAAUAUGUCUCCAUUCCAACUGGACCUUUACAAUCACUUCAUUCAAAGUCCUGAGAUUCGAAGUCUGCUCCGGGGAAAAGGUAGUCAACCUUUGAAGGCGAUCGGUAUCCUGAAGAAGCUUUGUAACCACCCGGACCUCCUGGAUUUGGCAAAUGACCUACCAGGAUGUGAGCACGCAUUCCCCGAGGAUUAUACGCCUCCCGACGCUCGAGGACGUGACAGAGAGGUGAAAAGUUGGUAUUCUGGAAAAAUGAUGGUCCUCGAUCGCAUGCUCGCUCGAAUCCGCCAAGAUACAAACGACAAGAUCGUCCUAAUCAGCAAUUAUACCCAGACAUUGGAUCUCUUUGAGCGACUUUGCCGAUCCCGCGGUUAUGGCAAUCUACGACUGGAUGGCUCAAUGAACAUUAAAAAGCGAACAAAGCUGGUCGACAAAUUUAAUGAUCCCGAUGGCCCUGAAUUUGUUUUUCUUCUCAGUAGUAAGGCCGGUGGUUGUGGACUGAACUUGAUUGGUGCCAACCGAUUGGUCCUAUUUGACCCUGAUUGGAAUCCCGCUGCUGACCAGCAGGCUCUAGCUCGUGUCUGGCGUGACGGGCAAAAGAAAGACUGUUUUGUUUACCGUUUCAUUGCAACUGGAUCUAUUGAGGAGAAGAUUUUCCAACGUCAAUCACACAAGCAAUCCCUUUCAUCUUGUGUUGUGGACUCGGCAGAGGAUGUCGAGCGCCAUUUCUCAUUGGAGUCACUACGAGAACUUUUCCAGUUCAAGCCCGAAACACGCAGUGAUACGCAUGAUACUUUCAAGUGCAAGCGAUGUAAGCCGGAUGGAAUGCAAUUUAUUAAAGCACCGGCUAUGCUUUAUGGAGAUACAAGCUCAUGGAAUCAUAUUGUUAAUACUGGAGAGCAGGGGCCAUUGGGUAAGAUUCAGGACUUAUUAAUGCGACAGGAAGCUGGCGAGCGAGAUGUUUCAGCUCUUUUCCAAUACAUUAGUCAUUGA
Penicillium angulare is the source of this 2472-nucleotide messenger RNA. RefSeq names its product DNA-dependent ATPase RAD54. The transcript is spliced from 5 exons. Lineage: Eukaryota; Fungi; Ascomycota; Eurotiomycetes; Eurotiales; Aspergillaceae. Gene Ontology annotation, molecular function: DNA translocase activity; ATP binding; ATP-dependent chromatin remodeler activity. Bases 1 to 2472 code for a protein of 823 amino acids. Gene Ontology annotation, biological process: reciprocal meiotic recombination; double-strand break repair via synthesis-dependent strand annealing. Gene Ontology annotation, cellular component: nucleus. The record is from RefSeq and is a predicted model, not a curated record.